CAGGCGGAUCUCGCGCAGGUGCGGAGUCCCGGGCUGCGGGCUCAGGAACAAGGGAUCCCUGACGCCUCUGUCCCUGUUUCUCGUUCGCUCCCAGCCUGUCAGUCUUGGUCGGAGCAGCAUCUCAGUCACCAUGUCUGCAGCCUGGAUCCCGACUGUCUGCCUCGGUGUGUGUCUGCUGCUGCUGCCGGGGCCCAUGGGCAGCGAGGGAGCCGCUCCCAUUGCUAUCACAUGUUUUACCAGAGGCUUGGACAUCAGGAAAGAGAAAGCCGAUGUCCUUUGCCCAGGGGGCUGCCCUCUUGAGGAAUUCUCCGUGUAUGGGAACAUAGUAUAUGCUUCUGUAUCGAGUAUAUGUGGGGCUGCUGUCCACAGGGGAGUAAUCAGCAACUCAGGGGGACCUGUGCGAGUCUAUAGCCUACCUGGUCGAGAAAACUAUUCCUCAGUAGAUGCCAAUGGCAUCCAGUCUCAAAUGCUUUCUAGAUGGUCUGCUUCUUUCACAGUGACUAAAGGCAAAAGUAGUACACAGGAGGCCACAGGACAAGCAGUGUCCACAGCACAUCCACCAACAGGUAAACGACUAAAGAAAACACCCGAGAAGAAAACUGGCAAUAAAGAUUGUAAAGCAGACAUUGCAUUUCUGAUUGAUGGAAGCUUUAAUAUUGGGCAGCGCCGAUUUAAUUUACAGAAGAAUUUUGUUGGAAAGGUGGCUCUAAUGUUGGGAAUUGGAACAGAAGGACCACAUGUGGGCCUUGUUCAAGCCAGCGAACAUCCCAAAAUAGAAUUUUACUUGAAAAACUUUACAUCAGCCAAAGAUGUUUUGUUUGCCAUAAAGGAAGUAGGUUUCAGAGGGGGUAAUUCCAAUACAGAUAUAACAUUGAAGAAAUACCUCUUUGUAAUGCUAAAAAGAAGCAAAGCAACAGACUUACGUAAUGAAUGCAGAUAUGGCAGAAAGAAUGAUAGUAGCACUACUGUUGCAUCUGCAGACAGACUUCUUAGAGGAAAAGCCUUGAAACAUACUGCUCAGAAAUUCUUCACGGUAGAUGCUGGAGUAAGAAAAGGGAUCCCCAAAGUGGUGGUGGUAUUUAUUGAUGGCUGGCCUUCUGAUGACAUCGAGGAAGCAGGCAUUGUGGCCAGAGAAUUUGGUGUCAAUGUAUUUAUAGUUUCUGUGGCCAAGCCUAUCCCUGAAGAACUGGGGAUGGUUCAGGAUGUUUCAUUUGUUGACAAGGCUGUCUGUCGGAAUAAUGGCUUCUUCUCUUACCACAUGCCCAACUGGUUUGGUACCACAAAAUACGUAAAGCCUCUGGUACAGAAGCUGUGCACUCAUGAACAGAUGAUGUGCAGCAAGACCUGUUAUAACUCAGUGAACAUUGCCUUUCUAAUCGAUGGCUCUAGCAGUGUUGGAGAUAGCAAUUUCCGUCUCAUGCUUGAAUUUGUUUCCAACAUAGCCAAGACUUUUGAAAUCUCGGACAUUGGUGCCAAGAUAGCUGCUGUACAGUUUACUUAUGAUCAGCACAUAGAAUUCAGUUUCACUGACUAUAACACCAAAGAGAAUGUCCUAGCUGCUAUCAGAAACAUCCGCUAUAUGAGUGGUGGAACAGCUACUGGUGAUGCCAUUUCCUUUACUGUUAGAAAUGUGUUUGGCCCUAUAAGGGAGAGCCCCAACAAGAACUUCCUAGUAAUUGUCACAGAUGGGCAGUCCUAUGAUGAUGUCCAAGGCCCUGCAGCUGCUGCACAUGAUGCAGGAAUCACUAUCUUCUCUGUUGGUGUGGCUUGGGCACCUCUGGAUGACCUGAAAGAUAUGGCUUCUAAACCGAAGGAGUCUCAUGCUUUCUUCACAAGAGAGUUCACAGGAUUAGAACCAAUUGUUUCUGAUGUUAUCAGAGGCAUUUGUAGAGAUUUCUUGGAAUCCCAGCAAUAAUGGUAACAUUUUGACAAAUGAAAGAAAAAGUACAAGGGGAUCCAAUGUAUAAAUCAUAUUCUCAUAAUACUGAAAUACUUUAGCAUAGCAGAAUCAGAUACAAAAGUGUAUUAAAUAUGGCAACAGCCGUUUAGGCAAAUGAGCACUCCUUUAAAGCUACUGCCUUCUGGUUACAAUUUACAGUGUACUUUAUUUGUUCAAAACACUGCUGUGGCUUCAUAAUCAUGGCCCUUAGAAACUCAGGAAAAGAGGAGAUAAUCUGGAUUAAAACCUUAAGAGUUCCAAUGCCUACUAAAUGUACUGAUAUGCAAAUUCUAUAGCUCAAUAAAAUAAUCUGAUACUUAGACCAAAAGCAA
Molecule: messenger RNA, 2271 nt
Organism: Saimiri boliviensis boliviensis (Bolivian squirrel monkey)
Lineage: Eukaryota; Metazoa; Chordata; Mammalia; Primates; Cebidae
Source: RefSeq, a predicted model, not a curated record